Molecule: messenger RNA, 1767 nt
Organism: Entamoeba dispar SAW760
Lineage: Eukaryota; Evosea; Mastigamoebida; Endamoebidae
Exons: 1
Coding region: 1-1767 (588 amino acids)
Source: RefSeq, a predicted model, not a curated record
AUGUUUUUUGACUUAUACGGUGUUCCACGUUUAAAUUUACAUAAGAAACGGUAUGGUAGUUAUGGUUCUAUUCGUAGUUGGUAUGGUAAUUAUAAAUUAGUUAAUAAGAAGCCAUAUACUUAUCAGCGUGUAUAUGAUAGAAGUCCAAGUAAUAAGAGGAAUGAAUUUGAUAAAAGGUAUAAUAGAGAUUAUGAUAAGAGGCAUGAAGAGACUAAACCUAGAAGGCCUGAUAGUAAUCGACCUCAGCGUCCUACUAAUAAGAGACCUACACAAGACAGAAGACCUUCUCAAAAAGAUAAGCCUAUUAAUCGUCCUGAAAAUAAACGACCUGUACAAGAUAGAAGGCCUGAUAGUAUAAAAAAACCGAGACAUCCUAGUCAACCUGAACAAAGAAAACCUAUUAGACCUACACAGAAACCUUCUAAGAUUAAUGAUAAGUAUGAUCCGGAUUUGGAUAAGAUUAUUAAUAAACAAAUUAAGGAAAUUGAAGAUAAGACUGAUAAAUUAUUUGACAAGAAUGUUACUAAAGAAGAGAAGCAGAAGUGGUUACAAGAUGUUAAGGAUACUCUUAAAGAUCGUGUUAAAGAUAUUUCUGAUUAUUUCCCUGAAGAUUUAACUGAAGUUAUUAAGAAAGAUCCAAAGGCUAAGUUGGAAGCUUCUUUAUUCAAGUCUCUUUAUGAUGCUGGUAUUAAAGUUGGAAAGGGUUUAAUGGAUGGUGUUCUUCCUGUUGUUGGUGGUGCUAUUGCACAUGGUAUAAAAGAUGCAUUUAGUAAACCUUCUGAUAAUUUAUUGGAUCCUGCUCAAAAUAAUGUUCAACAACCAGUACGUCAAGAAAAUACUCAUCAACAUGUUAAGUAUUUGCGUGAGAAGUAUAAGCAACAUAAACCUGUUACUAGUAAAGAUCUGGAGAAUAUCAAACAAAUUAUAUUAGCUGAUCCUUCUUUAGUUAAAGAUUAUGUUAGAGUUGUUUUUACACCAAAUGAGUUAGGUAAGUUGUAUGAAGAAGAUCCUGAUUAUGGACCUAUUGCUCUUCCUUUACAUAUGGGUGAUCGUUUGUUUUUUGUUCCUCCUAAAGUUCUUUCUAAGAAUGGUAGUGAAUAUUUCGUUCCUAGUUAUUAUUUGAAUGAGGAUGAUGGUAUUAUUAUUUCUCCAGAGUAUCAGAAUAAGUUACUUGCUGCUAAUAAUGAGUUUGAAUUAUUUCCUGGAUCAUUGUCUGGUCAAUAUCCUGAGGGUGAUGAUUUUGAAGAGUAUAAUUCUCGUCGUUUAACUUUUUUGUUUUCACAGUUGCCUCCUGAAUUAAGGCGUCAUAUUGAAAAUGAUUUUACUAUUGAUCAUGCUGCUGCUUAUCGUUAUGCUAAGUUGUUGAAGAUUGAUGUUCCUAAAGAAUUGCGUACUGGUGAUAAUGAUGAAUAUUAUCAUAAAAUCAAUUGGGGUAUGCGUACUCAUGAACGUUUUGGUAGUGGUCGUAGAUAUUUUGAACCAGGUGAUUUUGAGAAGAGGAGUGAUCUUAUUAAGUAUAUGAGAGAACAUUAUUUGUGGAAACGUGAUGAUAAAGAUCAUUGGUCUUAUCCUGAAGAUCCUGAUAAGAGUGGAUUUAAUUAUCUUAAAAGACUUGGUAGUUCUGAUAAUUUUGAUGAUUGGGGUAAGGUUUUAUUAAAAAUGAGUCCAACUGAUCCUGAUUCAUUUAAAGUUUAUACACGACCUGAUGGACGUAAAGUGUUUGUCGAAUAUAAUCCAGACACUAAUAAAGUAUUAAAUAUUAAAUAA